Molecule: messenger RNA, 12130 nt
Organism: Rhopilema esculentum
Lineage: Eukaryota; Metazoa; Cnidaria; Scyphozoa; Rhizostomeae; Rhizostomatidae
Source: RefSeq, a predicted model, not a curated record
CCAAUAGUUUUGGGGGGGUGAAAAGGGUUUCUGCCCUGCAAAACUGAGUGGUGCCCUGCAGACCUAGUAGCAACGGUUUGUCUAUAGGUUACUAGUGAAAACUUUACCAGUGUACACUGGUCUUUACCAAGGACAAACUUCUAAGCAAUAGAAACAAACUUGAAACUUCAUUGCCUAUGAAAUUUCUAUUUCUCUACGUGAGCGUGAAUUGUUUUUUUAUAUUCACUUCAUUUAAUGUUGGUUUGCAAAAUUAAGCUAAUAAACAGCUAAUUGGGGGUACAUGAUGUAGACAGUGCAACAAAAUUUAGCCCAGUGGGGCUAAAAGUCGAGUUUAGUGAGGUAGGAGGACCCACCAUGGUUGGGUCCGACGUGAAAAAUUUUUUUGAAAUUAUACCUUGUAAAAGGGCUAAAAAGCAUCUUUCAGACAAAAGUUUAGCAAAAUACUAUUGUGCUAAAAGAACUGAUGUUUAUUGAAAAUAUGAUUGUUUAUUGGGAAAAAUAGGAAGGGGGAUGUCAUGCUAAAACUCUAGUGUUAGACGUUGGGGAAGGAAAGAAACGGCAACCUUUCAUCUCAGAUUGCACGUAGUUGUGAAUGACGGAGGAAGAUGUUGUUUUGAUUGGGAGAAUUUUUUUUCCUAAACAGAAAUGUGCAGUUUCCAUACCUUCCAACCUGUAGAGAAAGAAAAGCGGGGGACAUCGCGAGCGGAGCGAGCGAAAAAUUAGAGCUGGGGGUCUGGGGAGCGCUCUGAGCCCCCCAGCGGGUCCAGGGCAUCGCCCUGGUAGGGGUCCAGGGGACGAAGCCCCCGGAAGCUCCUGACAUUUUGUCAUUUCUGAGGCCUCAAAAUGACUCAGGAUUCUUUAUUUUCUCUGUCUGUAAUAUGUUAAUAGAAAAACAGUUCUUCGUAAUCAAUAGGUCAGUAAUAUCGAAGAACUUUCUUAGAAAGUGAGGGGGGACAAAUGAAGAGGCCGAAAAAGUUCUGGGCUUAGAAACGCCACUGUGCACAAUUAUGAUUAUAUUUUUAUAGGAAAUGUUUUCUUGCAAUCAGUGCGAACCCAUGCGAACCCAUGCGAACCCCGAUUUAACUCCUACAAAAAUUUUUGGCAAUUUUAUGUCACUUAGAUUAGUUUGAAAUUAUAAGAAAGGUUAUCUUUUAUGAUGAAUAAACAACAACAAAUGUUGGGAUUUUCCAUUGAUGCUAGCGCAUUUAAUAUAGCACUGCAGUACAUGCUUAUCGUGUAGAGAUUUGUUUUUUCUUCUUGUUAAUUCAUAGAGUUGCUUGCGUAAUUAAUGUUUGUGUAGGUAUCCGUAAUAGACUUGGUUAACGGCGUUUUGAGCUGACUCAGGCUAAUCAUGGGCUGACUCAAGCUAUUCAUCGGUCUAAACAAACAGCUUAACGACAUUUAUUAAUCCGUAUAUGCAUUUUAAAGUUAUUCAUAAAAAAUCUUUGACGUAAAAUUUGUAUCCUGUUUUUCUAAAUGCUGAUUGGUAGACAUAUUUAGUUCGUGUAGAUUAAAAGUAUAUAAAUCGUCCGAUUGUAAGGUAAGGGGGAUAGAGACGGCGAUAGAGAGAUAGUUAAUCUGUACUGAGGUGUACAAUGAAGAAGGAUUGGAUACAACUGUUGUGUUUCCUUUAGUGUUCUCUUGGCACUUUAACAUUAAAUCUCUGAACCAGCAGAUAGUUCUGGUGUUGGUACACUAGAUAAUUUCUACAUCGUGGUCCACCGAUCCAGGGAUAGUUAAAGGAAGAGAAAAUGGAAAUCGGAAAACUGAAGAAAAUAAGAAGAGGUCAUCGAGCAUAUGUGACGAGACAGAUUGGAAAAAUAGACGAGCGCAAGGGCGACGAAAAGGAGCUGAAGCAGAUGGAAAUUCAGCUUAAAGAGAAACGAGACACGUUGAAGGUCUUAGAUGAAAAGAUUUUGGAACUGAUAGCAGACGAAGAAACCGAAUCCGAAACCGAAGGCGUUGACCCUAUCAGCAAAGAGAUCGAGGAUUCAGCAGGCUUCCAAGAAAAGGUAAAUUCUGCUAUUCUUUACGUUCAAGAAUGUUUAUUGCCUGAAGAAUCAACACGACGAAAGAACUCGAAUAUUUCAGUUGAUAGCCUCAGUUUAAAUGAAUCUUCAAGGAAAGUAAGGGCGAAGUUGCCAAAAUUAGAACUUAAGAAGUUUUCCGGAAAGCCCCAAGAAUGGUCAGAGUUUUGGGACAGUUUUGUUAGUGCCGUUCAUGGGAAUGAUGAACUUUCAACGAUUGAUAAGUUUGCCUAUUUAAAGUUCUAUUUAGAAGAUUCACCUAGCAGAGUAAUUUCAGGGUUAGAGCUAACUGAAAGAAAUUAUGCGACAGCAAUUGAUCUGCUAAGGGAAAGAUUUGCGAAACCGUCCUUGAUAAAACAAGCUCAUAUAAAGGACAUGAUGAGCUUGCAACCAGUAUUUAAUGAAAGGAACGUUGCAAAAAUGAGGGACUUGUACGAUAGUUUAGAGACCCAUUUUCGGGGACUAGAAGCGUUGGGUGUUGACCAAUACAAUUAUUCUUGCAUCGUUGUUCCGACCCUUAUGGAAAAAAUACCAGAUGUUGUUCGUUUGAAUAUGAUUAGGGGUACUAGGAAGCAAGAUGACUGGGUCAUGGAAGACUUUCUAGGAGCAUUUAAAAAUGAACUAGAAAUAAGGGAACGAAACCAGCCCAUAUUUAAAGAAACGCGAGGGCGAGACAUUGAUGUCAAAUCGAGGUUUGCAGGGAAAAACCCGAUGAGCGGAAGUGCUUUGCAUGCUGCAGAACAUGCUGAAUUUCAAGAGAAAAGGCUGUUUUGUACAUUUUGUCGUGGGAGUCACGAAGAAAAUGACUGUAAAAAUGUAACUGAUGUAAGAGAACGUAAGAAGCUCGUAUUUAAGUAUGGUAAAUGUUUUUUAUGCUUAAGAAGAAACCAUAAAUGUAUCGAUUGCCGCUCGAAUCUCGUUUGUUUUAAAUGUAAACAAAAGCACCAUUCGUCUUUAUGUGAUAACGGUAAAGUAGAUAGAGUAAAAUCUAAGUUUUCUGUGCCAUCAGUACCCACCCCACUUGCUAGCACAACUUCUUGCGUAGGAAAUGUAGGUAACGGGGGGAGCGUAGCAUUGCAGACAGCACAAGCGGUUUUAAAAGGCAAACAAGUUGUUAGGGCACGCGUGCUUUUCGAUACAGGUAGCCAUAGGACCUUCGUUACGAAGGACAUUGUUGAUCGCUUAGGACUGAGCCCCAUUAAGCAAGAGCGCUUAGGAAUUACUACAUUUGGUUCCACCAGAGUUAAUGAGAGUCUGAGAGAUGUAGUAGAACUCAAGUUGUAUCCAGUGAAAGGUAGUAAACCAACAAGUGUAGAAGCCUUUGUAGUUGAGCAUAUCUCAGAAAUUAGAAAUGAGCAUCCAGAGAUUGUUAAGCAUAAAUUUCAACACCUUACUAAAUUAUGGUUCUCAGAUGUUUCAGCUAAGCAAGAAUCUUUGACCAUUGAUGUUUUAAUUGGUAAUGAUUUCAUGUAUGAGCUGCAAGGGGAUACAGUUAUACGAGGGGAGCCAGGAGAGCCUGUGGCUGUGCAAACGAAGCUUGGAUGGGUGUUGUCAGGACCAUUAAUUGGUAUGAAAGUUGCUUCUUGUGAGAAUUCUAGUGUUAAUCUCAUUCUUGAUUCUUCACCUGCAAAUAAGGUUAAAUCGUCUUUGGAUAAUGAGGUACAGAAAUUAUGGGAUUUGGAGACAAUUGGCAUAAGAGAUACAGAUGAAGUUCAUGAUGAUUUGCUUGACAAUGUUUCCUUUACAGGCGAAAGGUAUUCUGUUAAAUUGCCUUGGAAGGUGGGGCAUAAACCCCUUCCAUCUAAUUUUACGAACAGUCUUUGCAGGUUGAAAGGGCAGCUAAGAAAAUUGAAGAAAGAACCAGAGGUGCUGCAAACAUAUGAUAACAUUAUUAAAGAGCAAUUGAAAGAUGGCGUUAUUGAGAAAGUUGCAGAGUUAGAAGCCAGUGAGAGACAACAUUAUUUACCGCAUCAAGCCGUUGUUCGAGAGAAUGCAGAGACCACAAAAGUAAGGAUAGUGUAUGAUGCUUCAUCAAAGGAAGGAAAAACAGGUACCUCACUUAAUAAUUGUUUACAUGUAGGCCCACCACUCACACCCUUGUUAUUUGAUAUAUUGUUAAGGUUUAGGGAGUUCAAAGUACCUAUGGUAGCAGAUAUUGAAAAAGCCUUUUUGAAUGUGGAAAUAGAUCAAUCAGAUAGAGAUGUUUUGAGAUUUUUAUGGGUCAAGGACAUUCAUAAUGAGGAUUCUCCUGUUGAAGUUUAUCGCUUUAAAAGAGUUGUCUUUGGGGUAAAUUCAUCUCCAUUUCUAUUGAAUGCUGUGUUAAGAUUCCAUAUUAACAAAUAUAAGGAAGAGGACCCAGAUUUUGCUAUGAAACUUGCUGAUAAUUUCUAUGUAGACGAUUUAGUGUUCGGAGCUUCAAAUUUGAUUGAUGCAAGAAAUCUAUACUUGAAAGCUGUGGAAAGAAUGAAAGAAGGGGGUUUCAACCUCAGAAAAUGGAAGAGUAGUAGUUUAGAUUUGGUAGAAGAAUUCUCUAAGCAUGAUUUUCAAGUUUCAGAGACUAAAGAAAAUGAAGAAACUUAUGCUAAAGAAAUGCUAGGUAGUAAAUUAUUUGAAGAUAGAACAAAGGUUCUAGGUAUAUCAUGGGACACUUUGAAUGACACUUUUGAGUUUGACCUAAGUAAAGUAACUGAAGUGAUGGAAGGUGAGAAGAUCACAAAGAGAAAGAUAUUGAGUUGUUUAGCCAAACUUUUUGAUCCACUAGAACUUGUUAGUGCAGUCACAGUAAGUAUAAAGGUUCUAUUUCAAGAUUUAUGUGUGGAAAAAUAUGAUUGGGAUGAGAAGCUACCAGAAGACAAGAAAUGUAGGUGGGAGAAAAUUGUUAAUGAUUUGAAAACUGUUGGAAAAAUAACUUUACCACGUUGCUUGUAUGACUUGGAUGCUAUGAAUGUCAAAAAUUGUUGGCUACAUGGAUUUGCAGAUGCAAGUCAGCAUGCAUAUAGUGCCAUGGUUUAUUUGGUCUAUGAAUCAGACAAGGGUAUACACUCUCAACUCAUCUGUGCAAAAACUCGUGUUGCACCAUUGAAAAAACUAAGCAUUCCACGUUUAGAAUUAAUGUCAGCCAGAAUUUUGGCCACUCUAAUGAAAGUUGUUUUUUCAGCCUUGAAGUCACAAUUAAACAUAGUAGGAUGUAGGUAUUGGCUUGACAGCAUGACUGCUCUUUAUUGGAUAAACAAUGCAGGUUACUGGAAGCAGUUUGUACAACACAGAGUCGAUGAAAUAUUGAAAGUGUCAGAGAAAGAGAACUGGGGACAUUGCCCUGGUGCUUGCAAUCCAGCGGACUUGGGUUCAAGAGGGGUUCAAGGGAGUGCAUUGGUUGAAAAUAGACUUUGGUGGCAUGGACCACAUUGGUUAUUGAAGGGGGCAGAACAUUGGCCCAAUGAACUGCUGUUAAGUGAAACCCAGGAUGUAGUAGAGGAACAAAAGAAAUCAGCAAUGGUUCUAACAGCUGUGGAACAGAAGAAAACAGGUAUGUCAGCAAUUAUUGACAUCAGCAGGUUUAGCUCUCUAGGUCGCCUUUUAAGAGUAACUGCUUAUGUAUUGCGUUUUGUUGCCAACUUAAAAGCAAAAGUUCAUAAUCAGCUUCCUGCGAAUUUAGAAAAACUCAGUGCUUCAGAAAUUCAGAGUGCAGAACAAAAUUGGAUAAUUGAUGCACAAGCACUUAUUCCCAAGGAUCACAGAUACAAACAGUUAUGUACCAAUCUAGGAUUGAUCAAGCAAAAUAAUGUUUUGAGGUGUAAGGGAAGGCUAGGAAACUCAGAUUUGGAGUUUGAAGGGAAAUUUCCUAUUCUUUUACCAAAAGAAAGUAAGAUCACGGAGUUAAUUGUUCGUUCUUGUCAUGAAAUUGUUAUGCAUAAUGGUCUGAAGUCGACAUUAGCAGAAAUUCGUUGCAAAUAUUGGAUUCCACAAGGAAGGCAGACAGUUAAGAAAAUUUUAAGGAAUUGCAUUACCUGUAGAAAAGCUCAAAGUAAAUCUUAUUCCGUUCCACCAGUAGCAGAUUUGCCAGACUUUAGGGUCCAGAGGACGCCACCUUUUCAGAAUGUUGGGAUAGAUUUUGCUGGUCCGUUAUACCAUAAGACAAAAUCUUCGACUAUGGAAAAGUGCUAUGUUGUAUUGUAUGUUUGCUGUACUUCAAGGGCAUUGCACUUAGAUUUGAUAGACGAUUUGUCAGGGCCAACAUUCAUUCGUAGUUUGCGAAGAUUUACUGCGCGUAGAGGAACACCACAUUUGAUAAACUCAGAUAAUGCUAAGACAUUCAAGUUUACACAUAAAUUCUUGCUUAAACUCGCACAAGAUCAUGCAGUUUUUUCUUUUUUACAAGCCAGAAGGAUAGAUUGGAGAUUUAACCUUGAAAGGUCACCUUGGUGGGGAGGCCAUUUUGAAAGAUUAGUGGGUAGCGUUAAGAGAAGUUUAAGAAAGACUCUAGGGAAUUCCAGGUUAUCUUUUGAUGAGUUAAAUACAUUGUUGAUAGAAAUUGAAUGGUCACUUAAUUCCAGACCAUUAACGUAUGUAUAUGAUGAGAUAGGCUUUGAAGCAUUGACACCAUUCCAUUUAAUGUACGGUAGAAGGUUACCACAACUGGCUGAAGGGGUUGAGUGUAAAACAGAUUUAUUUGACGAUGACAUUCCUUCCUACAGCAAACGUUUCUUAUUUCUCGUUAAACGAUUAGAUCAUUUUUGGUCUCGAUGGAGACGGGAAUAUCUUGCAGAUUUACGAGAAGUACACAGAUCGAGUCAGGGAAAUAACGCUGAGACGAAAAUUGGAGAUAUCGUACUGAUCAAAGAGGACAAUGUAAAACGAGGUAAUUGGAAGAUGGGAUUGGUUAAAGAACUGAUUUCCGGAAAAGACGGAGUGGUAAGAGGUGCUAAGUUACGUAUUGGAGGCAAGGGUAAGCCAGAGUUUUUGAAUAGACCAUUGCAGAAGUUGUAUCCAUUUGAAGUUAGAUGUGCAGACGUAGGUAGUCGUAGACAAGAAACAGAUCGCGAAAAGAGAGAGGAGGACGGGGGUGAAUACUUACCACCUUCUAGGGCUAGGCGAGCAGCAGCCAAGGACGCAGAAUGGAAAACAAGGUCAUGCUUGACUCAGAGUGAGUCAAGGAGGGGAGUGUGUUGGGAUUUUCCAUUGAUGCUAGCGCAUUUAAUAUAGCACUGCAGUACAUGCUUAUCGUGUAGAGAUUUGUUUUUUCUUCUUGUUAAUUCAUAGAGUUGCUUGCGUAAUUAAUGUUUGUGUAGGUAUCCGUAAUAGACUUGGUUAACGGCGUUUUGAGCUGACUCAGGCUAAUCAUGGGCUGACUCAAGCUAUUCAUCGGUCUAAACAAACAGCUUAACGACAUUUAUUAAUCCGUAUAUGCAUUUUAAAGUUAUUCAUAAAAAAUCUUUGACGUAAAAUUUGUAUCCUGUUUUUCUAAAUGCUGAUUGGUAGACAUAUUUAGUUCGUGUAGAUUAAAAGUAUAUAAAUCGUCCGAUUGUAAGGUAAGGGGGAUAGAGACGGCGAUAGAGAGAUAGUUAAUCUGUACUGAGGUGUACAAUGAAGAAGGAUUGGAUACAACUGUUGUGUUUCCUUUAGUGUUCUCUUGGCACUUUAACAUUAAAUCUCUGAACCAGCAGAUAGUUCUGGUGUUGGUACACUAGAUAAUUUCUACAACAAAUGUUAAAAAGUUUGGCGUCUGGCUUCUGGCAGUCUGGCGUCUGGCUUUAUCCGAUGUCGUAACUAUUGUAAUGUUGUGAAUUCAUCGAAUCGUUUCGUCCGUUAUGAAAAAGUUGCACUGUUGACAGUGAUCUUGAUUCUUCUUUAUGUUAUACCAGCUUUUUAUUUUUAUUAUAAGUUUUUUUCAAAAAUCGGGAGGAUUUUUUAAUUGUCGGGAGGUCGGAAGAUGACCUCUGAAAUCGGUAGUCUCCCGGUCAUAUCAUAACAAAUAUAAUAUUUCCAUUUCAAAAUUCGUGAACGGCCCUUUACGAACUUCAAAGGUGGCAUUUCUGCGUGGCAACAAAGCUCUUCUUGGCGCCCUGCGAAAUCUUCGAUUGCCCUGCGAAAUCGACUAUUUUUUGGAUUGGGGGGGUGUCACACCCCCCCACACCCCCACGGUAGUUUCGCCCCUGCACCCCCAAUGCGACGGACUAGAGGAACGACAAAAUCGCACAUUACAGACCAUCAUUACUAACUUUGUUUCAGAUCAUAGCUUAGACUGGGAUAAGUGGCUAGACCAAGCAGUUUUUGCGUAUAAUACCAGCGUACAUGAGUCAACAGGCAAAUCCCCAUAUGAGAUGGUAUUUGGGAGGAUGCCCAUUGAAGUAGAACUUGGUGUACCCCUGCAGAAUCCCUCUAGUCAGUCAGACUAUAGCCAGUCUUUACGCAAAGCUAUCCAAUUGGCUAAUCAGGUAGCACAUAAAAACCUAGUAGCAGCUAGUCAGUAUGAGCAGGGCCACUCUAGCUGGACACAAUUUGUAGCGGGGCAAGCAGUGUGGCUGGCUCGUCCCAAGAAAUGGAAAUUUGGGAAGAAAUGCAUUGGCCCAUACAAAAUUUGUAGCCAAAAUGGGGUGAACUAUGUACUGCAGUCAAACACUGGGAAGCGUAUCAUAGCUCACCAUGAUCAGCUCCGGGCCUGCCCUAUUCCAUUGGACUUAGGUUUGCCUAUACCACAGAAUAGGAAUUAGGCAGAAGGGGAACUCCUGCCUAUCAGGUCAAGCCUGAAAAAACUAGCGCGUGCGUUAACUUCUACGAGGCUUAGCAUGUAUAUGUCGGGGAAAUUUUAAAAAAGAAUGAAAGUAGACAACUGAGACGAAAUGCCCCAUGAUAGUGAACAAAUUCAAUUAUGUAUCAAAAUUGGUUUAUAUCUGAUUAAGGAAUGAUAAUUUGUCAUGGCUAAGUUCUUCUAAUGAAAUUGAGGUUAAAGGGGAAUUAAGGAAUUCUAUUGUUGACUCAGGCUUCAAAAACAACAAAGGAACCGACGAGAGUUACCCUUCUGCCUAUUUCCUAUUCUGUGCCUAAACCCCGGGUAUUGUGUUUGUAGAGCCCGAAGUGGCAAUAGGGCAACAGGUACAAGGUGUUGCAGGGGGUAAUGCCAGAUCCCCACAUCUUCGCCAGACCAUAAACCCUCCCCUUCGCUUUGGGGAUUUUGUAACAUAUUAGCACAAACUUGUCCCUGUACCCAAAAGCAGGGGCAAGCAGUGUGGCAAUUGUAGAGGGGGGAAGGUGCGAUGUUGGCCCUAGCCGGGUUUUGGUGCCAUGUCAGUAUGUGAUGAUUUAUAACUUUGAAUGCUGUCCUGUUAUAACUAUGUUGUCUAGCUGUGUCUGUACAGUUUGUGUUUGCUAUGUUAUGUCUUGUUGAUGUACUUGUUGAUAUCUACAUAUUGAUUGAUGUCAACCAGAAUUACAUGUUAUAUUCAACGUUAUGUUUAUGUAAAUUGUAUUCAGUCGGUUAUCGAGUUUGAUGCACAUCUGAGUUACACAAUAACUUGCAGUAAUUCUUGGCCUAAGUCUUCGGAACCCGAACACGCCACCUGGUCCUUCCCAAAUGUUCCAACUAUUUCAGCUCCUUUGACGUUGCAGGGGGCAAGCUAUGUGAGCUUAGGGGAGAUGGUUUAACAGUCAAUACGAAACGAAAUUCUGAUCUGAGAAAGACGAUCUUGAUUCCUGGCCGAAGGAUAGAAUUUAUGGCUCCUAAUAACAUCUAUUGACAAAGUUCGGUCGAUUCUGGUUGAAAGUUAAUCACAUUUGCAAGAAAAAAUGAAGAUCCAGAUAUUCUGGAUGAAGAGGUUGAAGAAACAGCGACGCCACAGUUGCGAACAACAACAGAAGGCCCACCAAAGAAACGUUCAAGGAAUUUUUGUCCUUCUUUUUGACCAAAGAAUAAAUUAUCAAUGCUGCUGCAGCCUUCCUUCUUCUUUCUUCUUUCUUGGUAUUCGUUUUCCGAAUCCUCCACUUUUUCAAUUUCACUCAACUCCUACUCAAAACAAACUUGCGCGCUAUAACGUUCGUCACGUGAGCAAUAUUUUAUGUUAAUUGUCGGCUCCUUUGAAAAACUUGAAGAUGAUGGAAAUCUUUUGAACAGCGAUCAAAAGUUUUUUUCUCAAGAUGGAUUAAAAUUCCUCAAUAUGGAUUAAAUUUCCACUCAACAAGCAAAUACGAGCAACUUGAAGCGGUGACUUACACUAUCACAUUCUCUCGUUUUCCGCGAUCAUAGAAAAAAUGUGAAGCAAAUUGUACCUGAAUGUGAUAGUGUAAUAGGGCCUUAAUAGACUUGAGACCAUAUUGAAGACUGUUUUUUUGAAACAUGUAUAGGUCACCUUUACUGGCCUGUCUUGUGGAAUACUGAUGAACAGACGAAUAAAGUAGGAAAAAGUCAUGAAAGCAAGUAUGUGAAGUUUUAUUAACAGAAUCAAAAACAAAGGUUAAUAAUCGGAGUUCAAAAAGUUCAGAAAGUUUCAAAAGUUUAAGAUCAUUGAAGAUUGGAAGAGAAGGAGACGUGCGAGACUGAAAUAAGAUGGCUCUGACAGCUUUCUUCUGUAAUUUGAAAAUUGGAUCGAUGUAUGAUGCAUAUGUUUGACCCCAAACAAUCAGACCAUAUUGCAGGAAGAACAAAAAACAAAGCAUUGUACAAGCAAACUAGGACAUCUAAUGGAAAUAAGUUUCUAAUUUUGAAAAACAUUCCACAUGUUCUAGCUAAUUUUUUAGAGAGUUCACUGAGAUGAUAUUUCCAGCAAAGAUGCUCAUCCAGGAGGAUACCUAAGAACUUAACAAACUUUACUCUUUUAAUCUGUUUUUUCCCUAUUUUGAUAUCGGGACCAGAAGGAACUUUAGAGAGGAAGAAUGAAAGAUGAUGUAGUUGGUUUUAUCAAUGUUUAAUUAUAGUUUAUUUGCAUCAAGCCAUUUCUUUAUCGCAGCUCUUUGUUGACAAUCUUCAUCAAAUCAGUUAAAUCUUUGGAUUCAUAGUAGAUGUUUGUGGCAUCAGCAAAGAGAUAAAAAGUAAGUCUCUUAGAAGCAUUGGGUAGAUCAUUGAUAUAGAUAAGGAAAAGUAAUGGACCCAGUACAGAACCAUGUGGUACACCACAAGUAAUUGAAAGUAAGUCAGAGUUACUUCCAUUGACAGAAACAUAUUGCUUUCAAUCAGAUAGAUAUGAUCUAAAUCACUGAAGGGCACAUCCACAUAUACCAUAAUGUUCCUAUUUUGAAGGCAAAAUUUUAUGAUUAACUGUAUCAAAAGUCUUUUGCAAAUCAAUGAAAAUACCACAACCAAGUCUUUUGUUAUCAAGUGUAUUUCUUAUAGCUUCUGUUAAACUCACAAGGGCAUGAUCAAUUGAGUGGUUUUCUUGAAAUCCAAAUUGUAAAGAAUAAAGAAUAUUAUGGAUUUCAAGGAAUCUAUUAAGUCGUCUAUACAUUAGCUUCUCACGUAUCUUGCUGAAAAUAGAUAGACGAGAAAUUGGGAGCUCAGGAUUUCCUUUUUUGAAAAGAGAAAUAGCCUUGGCAAUUUUGAGUUUAUCAGGGAAAAUUCCAGACUGGAAGGACUGAUUAACAAGAAGAGCAAGGAGUGGUGAAACAGAGUGUCCAAUAACUUUAAGCAAUUUUAUUGGUAUACUAUUAGGGCCUACAGAUUUGGAAGGACUUAAAAUAUUGAUUAGAUCAUUAACUUCUAACAAAGUAACUGGAGAAAGGAAAAAUGAAUUACAGGUUCUGUUAGAUAAAUAUUCAAGAGAAGAUUUUGGAGUUAGCGGUAUUGUCUUUCUUAUACCAUGAGCAACAUUGACAUAAAAGUUAUUAAAAAUGUUAGACAUUUUAGAUGGUUAAGAUGACGUUAAGUUUCCAUCUUUAUCUUUGAUUUUGUUGAUCGAGGAAAGAAGUGGAGGACUUAUGAAAAAUUAUUGUCUUGAUACCUGACCACAUUUUUUUCAUAUUUUGACUAUUGAUAGAAAAAUAAUUAUGAAAAUACCUUGCUUUACUCUCUUUUAAUUCAUUGGAUACACGGUUCCUAAACUUCUUAUACAACUUGAGGUCAUCAGGGCGUAUGCUCCUUCUUUAUUUUCUGCAGAAUUCGGUCCCGGAUACUCAUC